Molecule: messenger RNA, 5986 nt
Organism: Monodelphis domestica (gray short-tailed opossum)
Lineage: Eukaryota; Metazoa; Chordata; Mammalia; Didelphimorphia; Didelphidae
Gene: MGLL
Product: monoglyceride lipase
Source: RefSeq, a predicted model, not a curated record
UCUGCUGUCCAAGCCAGGGAUUCUGGCUGCAGAGCCGCUGGCGCUGCUCUGCCCUCGCCCUAGAAUAAAGUAGCGGCCGCAGACAGCGCCUCCCCUCAAUGCACCGGAGCUAGAGAGCGCAGCAGCAGCCGCCGCCGCAGCAGCAGCCGCAGCCGCAGCCACAGCCUUAGCAGCAGGAGCCGCAGCCGGGAGGAGCGGUGAGCAGAGGCUAGUCGGCGAGCGCCCCUAUCUCUGCCUCUUCUGCCUCUGCCUCUGCCCCUGCCUCUGCCCGAGCCCAACCUGCCCGCCUUGCGGAGGAGGAGGCCCGCGGCCCCGGCGGCAGCAGCAGCAGCAGCAGCAGCAUAAGCCCAGAAGCAGCGCGCCCGACCGCCCAGCCACGGGCCGUGAAAAGGCUGCCAAAAUGCCCGAGGAAAGUUCUCCUAGGCGAACACCCCAGAAUGUCCCUUAUGGGGACCUUCCUCAUCUGGUCAAUGCAGAUGGGCAGUAUCUCUUCUGCAGAUAUUGGAAGCCCAAAGUGAUGCCAAGGGCCCUCGUGUUUAUCUCACAUGGUGCUGGGGAACACUGUGGCCGCUAUGAUGACUUGGCCCAGAUGCUGGCUGAACUUGACCUGUUGGUGUUUGCUCAUGACCAUGUUGGCCAUGGGCAGAGCGAAGGUGAGAGGAUGGUUGUGUCUGAUUUCCAUGUUUUCGUCAGGGAUGUGUUGCUCCAUGUGGAUCUCAUGCAAAAAGAAAACUCUGAGCUUCCCAUCUUCCUUCUGGGGCAUUCCAUGGGAGGGGCCAUUUCAAUCCUAACUGCUGCCGAAAGACCAAAUACUUUUUCUGGCAUGGUGUUGAUUUCACCUUUGGUGGUCGCCAGUCCAGAAUCAGCAACAACUUUCAAGGUCCUUGCUGCAAAAGUUCUCAACCUUGUUCUCCCCAACUUGUCCCUGGGGACCAUCGACUCCAGUGUGAUUUCCCGAAAUCAGACCGAGGUGGAUUCCUACAAUUCAGAUCCCCUGAUCUGUCAUACAGGGUUGAAGGUUUGCUUUGGCAUCCAGCUGCUGAAUGCUGUAUCCCGUGUGGAGAGGGCCCUCCCCAGGCUGACACUGCCAAUCCUGCUGCUGCAGGGAUCUGCCGACAAGCUGUGUGACAGCAAGGGGGCCUACGUCCUCAUGGAAGCUGCCAAAAGCCAGGACAAGACCCUGAAGAUCUACGAAGGUGCCUACCACGUCCUCCACAAAGAACUUCCUGAAGUGACAAGCUCUGUCUUCCAUGAAAUAAAAAUGUGGUUCUCUCAUAGGAUAACCACAGGAAGAAGCUCUUCCAAAUCCUAAGCAUUAUCGCCUGGCUACCAUGUCAUGGUCUGCAGGAAACAGGCAGAGAAAGGGGUGGAAGCUGGUUUCUUGGCUUCGUCUUACCAAAAUCUCAAAUUGGAGGGAUUCCUAGCACAAUUUGCUCUAAAAAAUAUAUAGAGAUAUAUAGAGAGACAUUCCUAUCAUGGGAUGGUCCCCCUGUCAGCUAUUUGAACAUUUCCUUUAAGGGGAGGGGUGGGGAGGGAGAAGCCCUUUCUAGAAGAAGAGCUCCAGGCUAAUCUCCAGAUAGGGUCUCUAUACCAAUGACUAUAGGAAGGAGCCCCUCCAUGCCAACUCUCCCCGCUCCCAUGUGGUUUCUCUUGGAAACCUGGUAUUACAUGGAGGAGGGGGUCUGCCUCUCUACUUAGGCUGCAAUAAUAUUUGCAGCCAUUUUACAACUGACAGUUUUUAUAACUGAGAGUUCUCCUAAUGGAAUAUAGAUCAGGAGGACUAAAUGCCCUGUUCCCCCACUUCCCACCUCCCAUUUGAUGUUUGAAUAGACAGAAAACGUGUCCUCUUACCAGAUGAGCUGCGUAGGAGAGCCAUCUAGUCAUGGGAUCAGUGUAUGUCAUCCCAUGAUCAAGAGGCUAAUUUGACUGUCUGGGAUUGUAGAACCUCUGGGGCAAGGCUGUCACCCCACAGCAAAACCGAACAUGGGGCACAUUCAGCUCCUUCUCAACAUAAUCAAGUUAUGAGGGAGAAAUCAGAGAGAAAUAUUCAAAAGAAGAGUGACAAGUUGCAGCACAGGAACUGACAAAGGAGAGAGAAUUCUCUUCCUCAAAUAGACCCUUCCCCUUUCAAAGGACUGAAGCCUUGGAGUGAACAGACAGAUCUGCUAUGUACCUUCAGAGAGUCUGCCUGACUUGUUUAACCACUGACAUUAUAAGAGAAAAAGCCGUAUUUAACAGAAAAUGUUUAAUAUAUGAUGCAUAUUAUAAAACAUAGAGUAUUUUGGUGAUUGAGAGAGGGUUAAUUAUCAGAGACCAAGGAGGGUCACCUCACUAUAAAAGUCCAUGUUGGUAAUGGUAAAACCGUCAAGACCCAAGAUAGAUGGCUGGCAUGACUCUUCACAUCUCUGUCUUCUUCAAAGGGUGCCAUUGGAUGAUUGAUAUCUCUUACAUGGCCCUAGAUGUUUGUCUUUGCCCCCAGCUUUGCCCAUCAGUUUUGGGGGCAGACAAGAAUGGUCCCUGCCAAUGGGGGUCCACAAGUGUUCCAUUGCUCUUUGGGAGAUGUUCAGCACUCUGAAGAACAGGACCUAUGGCUCCUUUCCAGGGUCCCUCCUCCCACCUCAUCCCCAAGACUGACUUUCAGGAAGAGAGCACCUGUGUCCAUGGCCAUCAGCCAGCUAAGGCCCCAACUGUCUUUUGGAGAAAGAGUCAACAUGACUUAUGAAAUACAAGCACUGAAAAUGGGAGAGUUUGGACAGAGAGCUAGUGGUACCAAUAGUGCUGCUAGGUGGCCUGCCAUCAAGGAUGCUAAAGCAAGUCUGAGCUGCUCAGAAAAUGCUCAGAGGAGAAAAUGAGAGAAAAGAGGAGCUUCCAAAGUGACGUUGGUCUGUAUGAGGAGAAUACCCUGGAGACAGUCUUCCUUCCUUCAUCAAUUCUGCAUGGAGGGCACUUCUUAUCCCAGGGUUUCCCAUCAAGUCCAUGUGGCACAGGGCACUGAGUGGCUUUGCCAGAUUUGGUCUAACGCAUCCCUGGACCCUGAAUGAUGUGGAAGCAUAGAAGCUUAGAAGCAAACCUGACUCACUGGUGUUGCUGCUUGGCUAACUGCUCCCUAAAUUCCACUUGGUGUCUUCAGAAUGAAAUGAGGGCCACCAAACAUUUCCUGGAGAAGUCACCAGUACCAAGGACACAGCUACCUCUGGUGGAAGGAUCUGGAUGCUCCAAGAUUGCCAACACAUUCUUCCCAAUCCUGUCUGGCUCAUUGGGAAAUGGACCUUGGAGAAGAGAUGGGAGAAUCAUUUGCCUCCUUUCCCAAGUCUGCCCAGCACAACCAGAAGAAUUUAAUAAUCCUAAAAAUGCAAAUGUGGGAAAGCCAGAAGCAGAUUGGAGAUUCACUUAAUUAACAAGCAGAAUUCAGGGGCUAAUCACUUCCUUAAGCCAAUGAAGGAAACUUGUCAUCUCUUUCUCACGCCCCAAGAGCAGAGUAAAAGAAGAUGGAAGGAGAGUGCCUCCAGCAUUGAUGCCAAUCCAGUGGCCCGCUACUUCUCAGGUGUUGUUUCCAUCGGCCUCCCUUCUCCUCUCCUCUCUUUUCUUCUCUUCCCUCAGUGAAUGCCAGCAAUAAACAGGGGACCAUGUGGCUAUGACACUGUAGUACUGUCUUUUCCAAAAUGGACUUAAAAAACAAACUGCAUGGUUCAUCAGACACAAAUUCCACAGCUGUUGUGAAUCUCUGGAAGGGACAAUUCAAGGAUGAACCCCCCCCCCAUCAUGAGGGUCCCUCCCACCCCAUCAGCCUGCCAGAUUCAUUGCUGUUUCCAAAACUGCACGUCCACUCCAACCUCACCCACUGAAAUGCCAACACCAAUUUCACAACAGAGAGGGGGAAAUUGCAUCUUUCUGUCAUCCUGCCGAGAAGUAAGAUUUUGGCCAAAUGCUUUCCCUCCCUUUCCAGGGAUUUUCAGAUCUGUAGAUCUAAAGGUGAGGUGGAACCUUGGCCUGACGCAUCUCCCAGAAGCAAAUAAGGUGCUUCUUGCUCCCAUUCUAGCUUGACUUCUAUGCCUGGGUCAUGGUGACUGAAAGUAAGAACUACUUCUAGUAUAGCCUCAUCCAUGCCUACCAACUCCAGGAGCACUCACUCUUUUAGCCAUGAGAGCCUAGGAUCAGGGAAGAGCCAAUGGGAUGAGCCACCUCAGAGAGAUGAAACCUUCUCCCCCAGCUCCCAUAAGACAAGGCCCCCUUGGUCACCUAGCUCAAAGGCCACCACUGGAGGCUGACAAGAAGGUUUUACUCAGUUCCAAAGAGAUCCAGAGAAUGACAAAUAAGCCAUUGGUGAGACCAUGAGCACAUAGUAAUUUCACACCUUAGCAUGGGCAUUACCAAAGGCAGAAGAUAGACAAGCACCUGUGGAUUUAUUGGCAAUAGACGCCAGAGUCCAUUUGGUUGGAGAUGUCUAGAUUAGAUGACUUUUUCUCCUUUAGGGUGAAUUGCCCGGGGAGGGAAAAAUAAAGCAAAGCUUGAGUUCUGGGCAAAAGAUUAGCCCACAUGUGCUUAGCAGGACCAAAGAAUCUAUGACAAGAGCACCAUUUUUUUUAGCUGAGGAAAAAAAGCAAAAAUCUUAAUUAGGGCCCUUAGCCCUUCGAAGCACUGAAUGCUAAGGAUGGGAGUGCUGAUCACAUUUAUCAACUUCCCUCUUCCCCCCGCUCCUCAAAGAAGCACCCGCUCCUCCCACCUUCCAGCCCCUCUAAGCCAGGACCCAGUCUUCCAGUGGGCGCUUUGAGACACAAGAGCCUUAGUUAUAUGCUGAGAAGAUUUCUGAAGCAAGAUAUGAAGAGGAAAACUGACUUCUGAAGAAACUAACCCAGGUGCUAGGGCUAUUUCAUCCAACCGCUGGUGGAGGGACAGUUCCCCUUGGACUGAGACCAGUCUUGAUACUGGACAGAAACAAGCAGAGGUACCCCAAACCUGUAAGGAAUAAAUGACCCCAAUCUGAGUAAACCGAUACAGCCAGCCAUGCCUGGCACCCUGGAAGGUGAGGUGAAAUAGAAGACAAAAAAAGAAGAGGGGAAAGUAGAGGGACAGACCGAGAGACAGAUCUGUGACUAGUAUAACUGGGUGCUGAGGGUACUGUCAAGCCAGAAUACACACCUGUGUGUGAAGAGAUUGUAUCCCCCUGUUGGAAUGUAAGCUUCUUGAGGGCAGGACUGUCUUUUUUAUACCUGUGUCCCCAGCACUUGGCACAGUGGCUGGCACUGAGUAAGUGCAUGUUGAUGGAGUGUUGGUGCCCCACCCUCUGGUCUCCUUAGUCUUAAGGGUUUUCAGAAUGUAAGCAUGUGAUACCCAGCACCUUGAGCAUGGUAGGAGUUUAAAGAACCUUGGAUUGGAUUGCAUUGGAUAGGAAUGGAUUCGAUGGGACUGGAAGCGUAGGCAAAGCUUUUGUAUAGGAAUGGAAACCAGUUGUGGCUGGUGAAGGUCCCAUGUCCCCUGGGAAUCUCACCCCUGUCCCCAGUGGUGAUGGGGAGGUGGCAGGUGGCAUGCCCAGGUCAUGAUUCCAAACCAUGUGGAUUUCCACCCAUCAUUGGCACUGCCUUCCUUGUGCACUAUUUGAUGAAACUGGGUUUCCCUUGAAGAGAAGAACACAGCCCAGAAGCGGCUGAGCAAUAGUAUUCUAUUCUCAUUUGCUUUUUUCCUUCCUGCCCCAUCACUCUAGCAUCCAAAGGCCCUACGGAACAAAAGGCCAGAAGCAUCUUCUGUUCAAUGCUCUCUUUCCUACCCUACCCUGCCCCCCGCCCCGCACUUUAUACCUAUUGCUAACAUAAACCUACCAAGACCCCCAAGUAAUUCCUAGCCCGUUCCUCUUGCCAUGCUCCAUUUCGAUUCAAUGACAUAUACUCAUAUAGACUUUUAGUGGGGCAAAUGUGUACAAGUUUAGAACUAUUACAGGAACACAGUGUAUGAUUACCACUAAUCAAUAAUAAAGCCUAUGUUUUCUGAA